CUCCCCUUAGCAACAGAAGAAAGAUGGCGGCGCCCUGUACCUCUAAUCAUUCUCCCGAGAUAUCGACGCCGUUAAAGAUGCCGAAAACAGAAGUUCCAUCACCAGAAUCAGAGGAUUUGAGUGACAGCAACCAAUAUCAUUCCAAUCCAUCCACACCUAAUCGAUUCUCGCCUCUCAACGUAGGUAUGACGAUUUCUGGGAGCGCAGGCCGAAGUGGAUCGGCCUUUGCCUCAAAUAGCUUCACAGCUUGCCGAGGGAUGUCGUGGACCCCAUCCGAAACAAACGCCCUUAUUGCGGUGUGGGGCAAUGAAAGACUGACGGAGGCACGAAUGCAGCAAUUGGAGGUUGCAGGCACCGUUUUUUCUGGAAAGGCCCCUGGUCCCGCAAUGUACGAGCGGGUCUCACGAGCUCUAGCAGAGCUCGGCUACGAAAGGACCCCAUCCCAAUGCAGGGAGAGGAUGAAGGUAAUGGGGGACAGAACGCUGCGCCGGUGCUAUAGCAGAGUGAAGGAGCAUGGCGUCGGCAAGAGGAAAAGUAGUUACUCCAUCGAGCAGCUGGAAAAGGUGUUUGGCCAGGGAGGCUGGGACUCCCAGACGUGUGCCCCUGUCCUCAUCAACAGUAGUGGCCUGUACCAGGAGAUGGAGUCUGACGGCAGCACCAUGGAGGACUUCUCCCAAGAAGACUGGUGCAACCAGGUGCUGGCCUCCGCCUUCCAGGAGGGAGAGAUGGAAACUGAGGAAACACAGCCGCCAAAGAAUGCCAGUGUCCUGCAGCUUCGACCUGAGCCCUCGGAGCAAGUUCAGAAACAGGAAGUGAUGCAGAAUGUGGUGCGCAUCCUGGAGUCGGUACAGGUGAAGUGGGAGCACUUCCAGACGUGGACCGACUUCUCCAGAUUGCACCUCUCCAACAAGCUGGCCAUCUUUGGUGUGGGCUACAACACACGCUGGCACGAGGACGUCUGCUACCACUACGCCGAGAUCAGCUCCCAGGUGCCCCUGGGUAAGCGGCUGCGCGAGUACUUCAAUCCGGAGAAGGCAGAGGGCCGUGUCAUCAUGACCAAAGUGCAGAAGAUGAACUGGAAGAACGUUUAUUACAAGUUCCUGGACAUCACCAUUAGCGAAGCCCGCUGCCUGGAGCUGCACAUGGAGGUAGACUGGAUCCCAAUAGCACAGUCAAGGGUGACGGGCUGCAGCAACGGGGCCUCCCAGUACCUCCUACCCGGGGGAAUCCCUAAGACUUAUGGCCUUUAUGCCAUCGGUUACGAGGAGGUGUCAGCGGAGUCAGACUACACAGGGGAGGAUGAGGCCCCAGACUCUCCGCUGCAGCACCAAGACUCUGACCAGAGCUUGCCUCUCUCUGGAUCGUCGGGCUCUGGCGGGUCUGGGUUCGAGAGUGGGGUGGGCCCGGGAGGGAGAGUGGGGGAGAAGACGGUGGCCAAAGUGACCUACUGCUACCUGGGCAUCGCAGAGGAGAGGACCCUACAGCAGUGCCUGUUCCAGCACUUUCAGAGCUCAGGCAAGCACUACAGCCGCAGGCAGCCCUCGGCCGUCACACGCUUCCUCCAGGGGAACUGCAGGGGCACCGGGCAGCAAGCCAGGGAAGAGGGCCUCUCCAUGGGCCCUGAACGCUCGGCCAUUUACAUCAAAUUUAUCGAGGUGGAGCUAGAUUUCCUCUCCGCUGGCUCCCUGGUGGAAUGUCUAGAAAUUGCAGUUGGUUACUCCUUAAAGUACAACAAAGCGACGUUGUAACGCAUGUUGUUUCAAUUCCCAUAGACUGAAGGAUUGAAAGAGGGCCAGAGGGACAUGCAGUAUCUCUUUCUCCCAAUUUAAGUGCAGACCUGAGUUCAAAUACUAUUUGAAAUAAUUUUGAGUACUUAAUCUGGGCUUGAUUGAGCUUGCCUGGGACAAUAAAAACAAUAGAAUAGUCGCAAAACUGCAAACCCCACCGAUCUGACACUCCAGGCAGGCUGAAGCAAACACCAAAAAAUAUUUGAAAGAUUUAAAAUAGUGUUUGAACCCUGAUCUGUAUACACGCUAUCUAAUCAGGGAAUGUGAGAGGGAAUGGCUAGUGCUGGAUGCAUUUCCCUACCUCGAGGAUAUAGCAGGGGAUAUAUAUUAAAAGAUUGUGUGUGCGCUUGUUUAAAAACUGCCUUUACAUUUCUUAGACUUUGGAUGUCUAUCUUCAGGUCUAAAUUGCCACAAAAAGAUCCAGGGGUAAAGAUCAUGUAAGGAAUGUGAACCAAUUGAAAAGAGGACCUAAAGGGGAAAUAUGAAUGAAUAUAUAAAAUAUUUGAAGAUCUCUAUAUAGAAAUAUAUAUUUAAGAAUAUAUAUUGAUGUUGUCAAGCAUUCCAGUAUUUGCAAACAUAUGACAUUCAAAGAAGUAUGUUAAUGUUUUGGUGUUUUAUUAUAUAUAUUUUUUAUUAUUGGUUAACAGUCUUUGCGUAUUAUUGUUUCCAGGUCACAGUCUUGUAUGUUUACAUGUUUAGAAAAAACAAUAAAACGGGGCGCUGACCGUCAUUUGCCACUCACCGAUUAGUUUUAGGUUCCGGUGUGCUCAUUUGUGGGUGUUGGGUGUUUGCUAUCUAGUGAUGACCUGUAGGUCCUAUCCUCCCUUGCAGAAAAGCCCAUGCUUCAUGCACCACUUUGUCACUAGAUGGCAGCAAAUAACAGGGUGCUGAGAAGCUACAGGCAGAAGGCGAAUACCUGGCCUGCUACAUUAGGUUACUGAAUCCCAAACUAUGGGGGGUGAUAAGUUCCAGAAUUAAGCCUCAUGUGUACACGUCAUGCAGACGUAGUGUUCACGUUGUGUAACGUGGCACUGACACAUGCUCAGACUGGGAUUCUUUUUUGUUUUGAACGGUCAUCCAACUCGGAAUUCCAAUUCAGAAACUCUGGCAUCUUUCUCUGACCUGAAAAUCACUGAUGUUACAGACACAAUCAGACACAAUCACAGUCAUCCUUAGGCUAUACAUUUCUGUGGAGAUGUCUUAUGGUUAAAAGCAGGGCUUGAAUUGAGGGGAUAUGUGAGGAUAUAGGCCUAACCCUUGUAAGAGAGACGGGCAAAAAGCAUGCUCCCCCUUGUUUACUUAGCCUUAGAAAAAAGCGAUCUAGGCUAUAACAAUGAUUAACUCCAUGAUUAUUUCCGCAUUGUUUACUAGCCUAUCGAAGGUCUUGCUCAGCCUCAACAUCACAGGAAAAUGUACUUGUUUUAUUAAAUGCUCCGCAAUUUAGAAUAUUAGUGGUAGGCUAUACCAAAAAUACCUAAAAAAGAUAAAAUCAGUAGGGGUCUAUGCAUAGACCAAAGAUCUUAACAGAUCAAAAAAAAUAUAUUCUGGAGAAUCCCAUUGAAUCAGGCUAUUCAUUUCAGUGCAGUUGCGUUCUUACACAUAACCUUAGCCUAAAAGUAACCGAAAACACCCCAGCCUGUUUUGAUCACAGAUCAUGAUGAAGCCUGAACAUUUCAGCUGUUUGUCAUUGAUUUAGCCCACAAUCACCUACAGAUUUGAUACACCUGAAGACCUGUAUUUAAUCUGGAUUUGACAAUCAAUAGCCUGACUAGGAUCCUGACUUUUUCCCAUGUCAUAUUUGUUACCAAUUAGGCUAAAUGUAUUCCUAUUAAUACGCUUUUGUUUUCAUAUUAUUUUACAUAGACAUACCAUUGCGAUGUAAUGUUAUUUAUCAACUUCUAUGUUUUAUGAAUAAACUGGCAUCGGGGGGAAAAAAUAUCAUUUUGAUGAUCCAUACACAUUGUUACUUACCAUAUAAAAAAUAAUUUAAAUAAAAAACUUUGGCUAA
This is a messenger RNA of Oncorhynchus mykiss (rainbow trout), 3795 nucleotides long. RefSeq names its product myb/SANT-like DNA-binding domain-containing protein 2. The record is from RefSeq and is a predicted model, not a curated record. Lineage: Eukaryota; Metazoa; Chordata; Actinopteri; Salmoniformes; Salmonidae.